Messenger RNA from Paramecium tetraurelia, 948 nucleotides. RefSeq lists its product as uncharacterized. NCBI's taxonomy places the organism in Eukaryota, Ciliophora, Oligohymenophorea, Peniculida, Parameciidae. The transcript has 3 exons. The record is from RefSeq and is a predicted model, not a curated record.
AUGUAUAAAGGGAACCCCACAGAAGCCAAAAGUAGCACAGGGAAGAGAAUAACAAGACCGUAUAGUUAAUAAAAGGAGUAUAUAGAUAUUAAGUCUUCACUUAAAUAGGAUUCGUAUUCAUGUGAAAAGACAAACCAGUCUACAAUAUUGAAAAGCAAAGUGUCUAGCAAAUAAUAAGUUAAGAAUAAAAUGAAACCAACAUAAACGCGAUUUUAUUAUUAAUAACCUUAGAGUUUAUAAACAACCCAUCGUUAUAAUCAUUCUCCAUAUGUUAAGCCUCAUUAAUAAUAACAAUUAUUUGAGUUGCAGAAAACCAUUAUGGCUGAUUCUAACAGAAUGGGAAAUCUUGUAAAUUAAAUGAAGUCUCACUCUUAAUAAAAAAAAAUCCCAUAACAGAUUUAAAUGCAUCAUAAAUCAUAUUAAACAAAUUGCAAAGAAAAAUAAACCCAAAGUUUAAAUGGGAGUUUUGAAUUGAAGAAAAGGAUAUUUACCGCAAAUUAGGAUGUUAAUACAUAAAUUAAUAUGAUUGCAAAGUCCAAUAGAGCACAAUCUGUUCUUGAUGAAUAUAAAACCACUGCAAUUGAACUGUAAUAAACAAUGAGGAUCCCAGAACCAAUCUUACCUCAAAGAAUAAUACCCUAUGAUUCAGAAACUGAAUUCGAAGGAUACAGAAAGGGAGACUUUUUAACCUUCCAGUCAGAGGAUGAAAGUGAAAGCGAGGAUCUACUAAGAAAAGCUGGAAUAGAGCAUUUCUUAAAAAACCUAACAGAUAAGGAAAUUUUGUUAUUGGAAAAAUAUAUUUACUUACGAAAAUAUGAUAUGAUAGCUAGAAAUCCUAGAACAUCGAAAUAGAACGACCAGUUUUUUCAGAAUAACAAUACUUCAAGAACUUCUUAAUAAUAUUAGUAAUAAUAAUAUGGCAAAAUUAGUAGACAAACUAAAAAAUGA